Molecule: messenger RNA, 1656 nt
Organism: Lathyrus oleraceus (garden pea)
Lineage: Eukaryota; Viridiplantae; Streptophyta; Magnoliopsida; Fabales; Fabaceae
Product: F-box/LRR-repeat protein At1g67190
Exons: 2
Coding region: 221-1483 (420 amino acids)
Molecular function (GO): protein binding
Source: RefSeq, a predicted model, not a curated record
AAGAUAUUUCGUGAUACGUAUGAUUGAUUUGUCACGUGACAUUGCACACGGUUUGGUUUGAAAACCCACUCAGUAUGACCUUUGCACGCACACACUCUAGGGAAAAAGCUGCUUCUCUCUAUUUUCUACGUUCUGUUUGAUCGGUUUUCAAUUUUUCCGACGACCCUUUUCAUCAUUCACCAAGUUUUGGUAAAUUCUGUUGAUUAUUGUUAUUAUUACUAUGGAGAACCUUCCUGUUGAAGUGAUUGGUAUCAUAUUAUCCCGUGUUGGGUCUGCUAGGGAUGUUGUGAUUGCAUCCUUAACUUGCAAAAAAUGGACUGAAGCUUGGCACAAUCACCUUCACACUCUUUCAUUCAAUACAUCUGAUUGGCCUAUAUAUAGUGAAGUUUGCUCUAGUCACUUGGAAAUGAUCAUCACUUGUACACUUUUUCAGACUAAAGGGUUGCAGUGCUUAACUAUUUUAUUGGACGAUGAGCAUGAGUUUAUUGUUACUUCUGUCAUUGCUUGGCUUAUGUAUACGAGGGAUUCGUUGCGCGAGCUGCGUUACAAUGUGAGAACAUCUGCAAAUUUCAAUUUCAAUAUAAUCGAGAAAUGCAGCAGGCAGAGAUUGGAGGUUUUGUCGUUGGCUCGUAAUCCUAUCCCGCGCGUUGAACGGUAUCAUAAGUUUCCUUGUUUGACGUCGUUGUCGUUGAGUUUUGUUAGUAUAUCGGCGUUGGAUUUGAGUCUUUUGGUUUCUGCUUGUCCGAAGCUUGAAACUUUUUCUAUAGUUGAGCUGGUAAUCACUAUGUCAGAUUCAGAGGCUUCCUUAGAGCUUAGUAGCUCUUCUUUGAAGAGUGUCUUUGUUGAUUCAUUUGGUUUCGAUAAAUUUGUACUGGAGGCGGAUUCGCUCGAGGAACUUCAUCUUAAAGAUUGUACCUUUGACGUUUUCGAAUUGAUUGGUAAGGGAAAGUUGAAAGUCUUGAAGAUUGAUGAUGUGAGUGUGAUCGAUCUUGACAUUGGGGAAAGUACAGAGAACCUCGAGGUUGUAGAUGUCUGUAACUUCACAAUUAUGUGGCCGAAAUUCUAUCAGAUGAUCGCGAAAGCGUCGAGGUUAAAUAAUCUCAGGCUGUGGAGUGUGGUUUUCGCGGACGAAGAUGAGGUUGUUGAUAUUGAGAACAUUUCUGUUUGCUUUCCUAGACUGACUCACCUUUCCUUGAGCUAUGAUUUGAAAGAUGGAGUGCUUCAUUAUGGCUUACAGGGUUUGUCUUUUCUGAUGAAUGUGACUGUGUUGGAACUCGGAUGGACUACAAUCAGUGAUCUUUUCUCAGUAUGGGUAGCAGGACUCUUGGAAGGAUGUCCCAAUCUAGAAAAGUUGGUUAUUUAUGGUUAUGUUGCCGAGGUUAAAACACUUGAAGAGUGUCAAACUUUUGCUAGAUUUUCUGAAUUCAUGCUUCAACUAGGAAAGAAAUAUUGUCAUGUAAAGUUUGAGUUUGAAUAUGAGUAGUAGGUUUUGCCACACUCAUUCACUAAGAAGAACAUGAAGGUACUUCCAUGUCCCAUGACUUGUGUCGUUUUUCUCAAGUAGUUGAAGCAUUGUUCAGUUGUAAAGUUACAGUUUUUUGUUUAGUUUUGUUUAUGAUAAGCAUGUUGACUAUGAAGCACAGACACGUCUUUUCA